Molecule: messenger RNA, 1437 nt
Organism: Cornus florida
Lineage: Eukaryota; Viridiplantae; Streptophyta; Magnoliopsida; Cornales; Cornaceae
Exons: 2
Coding region: 1-1437 (478 amino acids)
Source: RefSeq, a predicted model, not a curated record
AUGGCCUUAAAAAUUGAUAUUACUAAGGCAUUUGAUUCAGUUUCUUGGAGUUUCCUCUUGAAGACUCUUAUCACUUCUGGUUUCAAUCCUAUUUGGAUCAAAUGGAUUAGUAACCUUUUACAUUCCACUAGAUACUCAAUUCUUGUGAAUGGAUCUCCCACUGGUUUUAUCCAACCUUCAAAAGGAUUAAGGCAAGGAUGCCCCCUUUCACCUCUGCUAUUUACUUUGGUGGCUAAUCAAUUAUCUCAGCUUAUUAAUACUUCUAUUUCAGAAGGGAGACUUACAUUGUCAAAUACUGCCUUGAAAGCAAAAUCCACAUGUUGUCAUACUUUUUUUGCUGAUGAUCUUUUGAUUACUUGCAAAGCUUCAGUUUCUAAUGCUAGAACACUUAAACAUAUUUUUAAGAUUUUUGGGGAUGCUGCUGGUCUUCAUAUCAAUUAUCAGAAAAGUAGUGUUAUCUUUUCCAAGUUUACCAGAAGAAAGAGAUCAAUUUUGAACAUGCUUCAAUGCAAGGAAGAUGUCUUUCCUUUCAAAUAUUUGGGGUUACCAUUGAGUUUUAUUGGUUUCAGAAAAUUCCAUUGUAAUGCUCUUAUUGAUAAAAUCUCCAAAAAGCUCUCUUAUUGGAGUACUAAGCUGUUAUCUACUGCAGGUAAAGUUGAGCUGAUCAAGCCCAAAGAUGAGGGAGGUUUGGGUGUCAGGAAAUUGAAAGAUCUGCAGGUCACUUCUCAGUGUGUCUUGGCCUGGGAUUUCCUAUUAAGCAAGGAUAGGCUUUGGAUAUCUUGGUUUCAUCACAGGUAUACAACAUCUUCUAAUUUUUGGAAUGCUAUUCCUAAGAUUUCACAUUCAAUCUUGUGGAAGAACAUGAUUAAUGUUAGAGAAACUUUGCUUAAUGCAAUUCAUUUCUCAAUUGGUGAUGGGCAGUUCUUUAAAGCUAUAUCAGAUCCUUGGUGUGAGGGGGCGACUUUAUUGCAGAAAUUUGGCUAUAGAAUUGUCAGAAGGUUGGGUUUCACAUGGAAUUCAUCAUUGUCGCAACUAAUGAUUGAUGGUGGAUGGAAUUUUGAAUUGUUAGAGGAGGAUAUUUUUAAACCUAUUAGAGAUUGUUUGUGUACAUUGACAAUUCACUCUAGAACUGAUAGGUUACUUUGGGAUAGAGGAAAUUUCACAUUCAAAAAUGUGUGGGAAAGCUGUAGGGUCAUAAAUCCAGAGGUUAAUUGGUCUAAAAUUUGCUGGGGCAAAGCUAGACCGAGGUUGUCAGUUAAUGGUGUCUUUCUGUUCCAAGAUAGACUAUCGUCUAUGUAUAAUUUGCAGAUAAGAAAGGUGCAGUUGGCUCCAAGAUGUUCUCUUUGUUUACAAGGGAUUGAUACCAGAAAUCAUUUGUUUGUUCAAUGUCUAUUUGCAAGGAAUUUCUGGAAAUGGUUGGCAGACACUCUUGAUUAG